CCUCCUCCCGCCCUCGCCCCGCCACCGCCGCCGCCGCCGCCGCCGCAGCACCGGCCGCCCCCGGAGAGUCUGAGGAGGCGCGGGCCGCUGCAGGCUCCGGCGCCGCAGCGCGCGGGCCCAAGUCCCGGACGAGGCCCAGGGAGCCACUCGCCCCGACCCCGCCGCCCCAUGUCCUCAAGAUGGAGGCAGCGGGGGCGGCGGCGUGAAGAAAGCGGCGCUGUGGGCGCGGGAGCAGGGGUCCCGGCGGCCGGGGCGGCGGCGGGGGCGGGAUGGGGCUGCUGCUCAUGAUCCUGGCGUCGGCCGUGCUGGGCUCCUUCCUCACGCUGCUCACCCAGUUCCUGCUGCUGUACCGCAGGCAGCCCGAGCCCCCGGAGGACGAGGCGGCCCGCGCGGGCGACGGCGUCCGCUACAUCAAGCCGGUGCCGGGCCUGUCCCUGCGGGAGUACCUCUAUGGCGGCGGCGGGGCUGAGGAGCCCUCCUGCGGGGCGCCCGAGGGCGGCGCGACCCCGGCCCCCGAGGCCCCCGCCCCGCCGACGCGGGAGACCUGCUACUUUCUCAACGCCACCAUCCUGUUCCUGUUCCGGGAGCUGCGGGACACCGCGCUGACCCGCCGCUGGGUCACCAAGAAGAUCAAGGUGGAGUUCGAGGAGCUGCUGCAGACCAAGACGGCUGGGCGCCUGCUGGAGGGGCUGAGCCUGCGGGACGUGUUCCUGGGCGAGACGGUGCCCUUCAUCAAGACCAUCCGGCUCGUGCGGCCCGUGGUGCCCUCGGCCACCGGGGAGCCCGACGGCCCCGAGGGGGAGGCGCUGCCCGCCGCCUGCCCCGAGGAGCUGGCCUUCGAGGCGGAGGUGGAGUACAACGGGGGCUUCCACCUGGCCAUCGACGUGGACCUGGUCUUCGGCAAGUCCGCCUACCUGUUCGUCAAACUGUCCCGGGUGGUGGGGAGGCUGCGUUUCGUCCUCACCCGCGUGCCCUUCACCCACUGGUUCUUCUCCUUCGUGGAGGACCCGCUGAUCGACUUCGAGGUGCGCUCCCAGUUCGAAGGGCGGCCCAUGCCCCAGCUCACCUCCAUCAUCGUCAACCAGCUCAAGAAAAUCAUCAAGCGCAAGCACACGCUGCCCAAUUACAAGAUCAGGUUUAAGCCGUUUUUUCCAUACCAGACCUCGCAAGAAUUUGAAGAAGAUGAAGAGCAUAUACAUAUACAGCAAUGGGCACUUACUGAAGGCCGUCUUAAGGUGACCUUGUUAGAAUGUAGCAGAUUACUCAUUUUUGGAUCCUAUGAUAGAGAAGCAACUAUUCAUUGCACGCUUGAGUUGAGCACCGGUGUUUGGGAAGAAAAACAAAGGAGUUCUAUUAAGACGGUUGAAUUAAUAAAAGGGAAUUUACAAAGCGUUGGACUUACACUUCGCCUUGUUCAGUCAACUGAUGGAUAUGCUGGGCAUGUCAUAAUUGAAACUGUGGCCCCAAACUCACCUGCUGCAGUUGCAGAUCUUCAGCGGGGAGAUCGACUCAUUGCUAUUGGAGGUGUAAAAAUUACAUCAACACUGCAAGUGCUGAAGCUUAUCAAGCAGGCUGGUGACCGAGUCCUUGUGUACUACGAAAGGCCCGUUGGCCAGAGUAAUCAAGGUACUGUGCUGCAAGACAAUUUUGGCCAGUUGGAAGAAAACUUUUUGUCAAGUUCAUGCCAACCAAGUUAUGAAGAGGAAGCUGCAGGACUGGCAGUGGAUGGUGAAAAUAGAGAUCUGGAUUCUGAAUUUGAAGACUUGGCAAGUGAUGUCAGAGUACAAAACGAGUUCAAAGAUGAGACACAGGCACUAAGUCACAGUCCCAAACGCACUCCAACAACACUUACUAUUAAACCUCUUGGCGCUAUAUCCCCAGUUUUAAACCGUAAAUUAGCUGCAGGAAGUCACCCACCACCAAAAAUUCCAUCCAAAGAAGGAAAUAAACCGCUAGCCCUAAAAACUUCUGAGGUACUAGACUCAGCACAAGUGUCAAAACCCACCCAAGGAUCCACUUUCAAACCACCUGUGCCACCACGACCACAAUUAAAAGUUCCUUUGCCUUCUGCUGACACCCCAAAUCAGGCAGAACCAGACAUUCUUGUUGAAAAGCCAGAGAAGGUGCUUCCUCCUCCUCCUCCUCCUGCAGAUAAAUCUGAAAAGCAGGCAAAAACUGUGGAUCACGUAGAAGAUGUGACUACAUCCAAGCAGUUUACAAAGCAAGAAGUGACUAAAGAUUUUACUUCAGAAAGUUCCUGCCCUACUAAAGACAGUUCGGAUGACCAUCAGAUGUGGGAAUCAUCAGAAAUUCUUUAUCGGAAUAAGCUGGGAAAGUGGACAAGAACCAGAGCAUCCUGUUUGUUCGAUAUAGAAGCAUGCCACAGAUACCUGAAUGUUGCACUGUGGUGCAGGGAUCCUUUCAAGUUAGGGGGUCUCAUCUGUUUGGGGCACAUUAGUUUAAAACUUGAAGAGGUGGCUUUAGGAUGCUUAGCCACAUCAAAUAUGGAAUACCUUUCAAAAUUCAGGCUGGAAGCCCCUGCACCUAAGGCCAUGGUCACUAGAACUGCAUUACGCAAUCUGAGUAUGCAAAAGGGCUUCAAUGACAAAUUUUGCUUUGGUGACAUUACUAUUCACUUCAAAUAUUUGAAGGAAGGAGAACCAGACCACCAUGUAGUCACUAAUAUAGAGAAAGAAAAAGAAGUCCAUUUGGUUGAAGAAGUUUCUACCCUCCCUAAAGAGGAGCACUUUGUUGGACAGAUGGGUUCAUCAGAAAAUAAGCAUAGUUUCCAGGAUACUCAGUUCCAAAACCCAACUUGGUGUGAUUACUGUAAAAAAAAAGUUUGGACAAAAGCAGCUUCCCAGUGUAUGUUCUGUGCUUAUGUUUGCCAUAAAAAAUGUCAAGAAAAGUGUCUAGCUGAGACUCCUCUUUGUGGAGCAACUGAGAGGCGAAUAGACCGAACCCUGAAAAACCUCAGGCUGGAAGGACAGGACCCCCUCUUGGGCCUGUCUCCUCGUGUUGAUGCCGAAGCUAACAAGUCAGUUAAUAAAACAACAGGUUUGACGAGGCACAUUAUUAAUACAAGCUCUCGUUUGCUUAAUUUACGUCAAGUCUCUAAAACUCGCCUUUCUGAACCAGGAACCGAUCUCGUAGAACCUUCACCAAAACACACACCCAACACAUCAGACAAUGAAGGCAGUGACACAGAGGUCUGUGGUCCAAACAGUCCUUCCAAACGGGGAAACAGCGCAGGAAUAAAGUUAGUGAGAAAGGAAGGCGGACUGGAUGACAGUGUUUUCAUUGCAGUUAAAGAAAUUGGCCGUGAUCUUUACAGGGGCUUGCCUACAGAGGAAAGGAUCCAGAAGCUGGAGUUCAUGUUGGAUAAACUACAGAAUGAAAUUGAUCAGGAGUUGGAACACAAUAAUUCCCUUGUUAGAGAAGAAAAAGAGACAACUGAUUCAAGGAAAAAAUCACUUCUUUCUGCUGCUUUGGCUAAAUCGGGUGAAAGACUACAAGCUCUCACGCUUCUUAUGAUCCACUAUAGGGCAGGCAUUGAAGAUAUUGAAACUUUAGAAAGUCUGUCUUUAGACCAGCACUCCAAAAAAAUAAGCAAGUACACAGAUGAUACAGAAGAAGACCUCGAUAGUGAAAUAAGCCAACUGAUAGACUCUCAGCCAUUCAGCAGUAUAUCAGAUGACCUGUUUGGCCCAUCUGAGUCUGUGUAACCGGCAGGCUGUGUCAACUUUCAAAUGAUUGGGGAAAAGAUGCAUCUAAAGUACCAUGGAUACAACCAUGUUUCAGUCCUCUUGUAAUGCACCUCAGCCUGCUUCUCCAGUUAUUUACUUGUAUAAGAACAGGAAUGAAAGUUUGUUUUCCAGUAAAAAUAUGACCAGCUUAAUAAUUGAUUGUUUCAGGUUGCAUUUAUAGCUAUGCUUUUUGGGGGUUUAUACUGGGAAUUUAUUUUUACUAAUUUAUUUUUAACUUUUUCUAAUUAUGUAAGCUAAUUUUUCACAUUUAUGUAUGUGUAGUGUCUCACUGUGUUAUUUUUCCUUCAACUUAGUUUUUGAAUUAGCGUUCAAUAGGAUAUUGUCCAGAUUCUUAGUAUUUUCAUUUCCAUCACGGUUAUAACAACGGGUUUGCUGCAUGCCCAAAUUGACUACAGCAAUCAUUGAGGGAACAGGUUUUGAAUCUUUUUGUUUUGUUUUGUUUUUUUGUUACAAAGUUUGUCGUCUCUACUUGCUUGAGAUUUUUGUUACUUCGGAGUUAUGUGGGGCUUUUUCUUUUGUCUUUGCCAAAUAUAAUAUGGAAGCAGAUGCUGCAGCUUUAGUCUGUUAUGCCUAUUGAGUAAAAUUAUUUUUAACAUAUAUUGCUUGCUAUCAAUGCUUCUGAGAUUUUUUUCUAAAGCUUGUGUGCAGCUGAAGUAUAGUAGAUAGAUAGUGAUGAAUCUGAAGAGCUUGUAUCAAAAAAAACAAUAAUAGGGAAUAAAUAUAGAAUACAGUUGGUCAAGAAUUUUGUAGAACAAGAUUACUGAAAAAUAGUAGCCAGUAGGGUUUUGAAAUAUUUUUCAAAAUGUCAGUGCUUUCCCUUUAAAUGGAAGUUCUAAGCAUUCAUGAUGGUUUUUUAUCUUCAGUUCUCUCAUAGGAAA
Molecule: messenger RNA, 4645 nt
Organism: Sciurus carolinensis (gray squirrel)
Lineage: Eukaryota; Metazoa; Chordata; Mammalia; Rodentia; Sciuridae
Gene: Pdzd8
Product: PDZ domain containing 8
Exons: 5
Coding region: 270-3725 (1151 amino acids)
Biological process (GO): mitochondrial calcium ion homeostasis
Cellular component (GO): mitochondria-associated endoplasmic reticulum membrane contact site
Molecular function (GO): protein binding; lipid binding
Source: RefSeq, a predicted model, not a curated record